AUGUCAGUCCCUACCGCGCCAUGCGAUGACGACACCCUCCUCAGUGAUAUCCUGGCCUUCGUCGACACAUUCCCGGCAGACAGCGAGCAGCUACUUAAUGAUAAUACCGACACAAUUGACUCCAGUGCAAUGCAUGAAGACGAUGGCAACACUGCAGCCAUCACUGCUCAGUCGAGAGAGGAGCGACGACGCAUGGCUAAUCGACUGAAAGACAGGAACAAGUACCUUAGGAAAAAGGAGAGGAUCCCCAAGCUCCACGCAGAAAUAGAGCAGCUCACCAAGAUUCUUGCAGACUAUGAACGUGGCCGAAUUCUUCAAAGCCAACAAACCGAGACUUCCUUAGUGGGGAAGAACGAGAAAGAAAAGCAGCUUAUUCAACUCUCCAACGAAAGGAAUGAUCUGCUGAUUGAGAACGCUCAGCUCCGCAAACAAUUCCGCCGAGCCUCUGCUCUUGCUACCAACCUACAACAAAUGCUCAAUAGCGAGCACAAACUGUCACUGGGUGUCAUCACGCCGAGCUACGGCGUCUUGAAGAGCAUGAAUCGAGCACGCGAGAUCUGUGUCUUCUUGGACCCGUUUCGUACCGAGAAGCUGUUCGCACCGAUCAUGAAUGUCCGGUGUCGUCUCGUACAGCGCGUGGACGGCGACAACGUUCUCUUCUGCUACGACCAUGCUGCCUCGUGCGUCUUGUCCGAGAAGACGGACAUUCCAUCAGUAAGCACGAUGGCUCUAGUGACUCGAGUCUCCACAGGUGCUAGUCACCUCAUCAUCACUCGUGGACUGCGACAUGGAAGUGUGGAAGUGCAAGAUCUACUUCGAUCGACAACUACGGACCGCAGACGUGAGAUCUGGCUAGAGACGUUGACUUGGAUUCAAUUCGAGCAGCUUGGCCAGGACUGCAAGGUGACUAUCGGUGGGAUUACGCCAGCGCUUCGCCAAAGCUCGUACUUCUGGAUGAUCGAGUGCGUCCAACUAGCUCUCCGAUGGGAGAUGGCAGUCCUUGGCCCGCGUUUCCGAGCGACAUAG
This is a messenger RNA of Phytophthora infestans T30-4, 1026 nucleotides long. RefSeq lists its product as uncharacterized. Bases 1 to 1026 code for a protein of 341 amino acids. The transcript has 5 exons. Lineage: Eukaryota; Oomycota; Peronosporomycetes; Peronosporales; Peronosporaceae. The record is from RefSeq and is a predicted model, not a curated record.